Messenger RNA from Radiomyces spectabilis, 2155 nucleotides. RefSeq lists its product as uncharacterized. The coding region runs from base 170 to 1849 and encodes 559 amino acids. The record is from RefSeq and is a predicted model, not a curated record. The transcript has 5 exons. NCBI's taxonomy places the organism in Eukaryota, Fungi, Mucoromycota, Mucoromycetes, Mucorales, Radiomycetaceae.
CGCUCUUUGACGCUCAUGCAAUAAAAGAAAAAAACGUCAAUUUAUGGCUUUCAGAUGCCGCCCGAGAAAAUCUUCUUUAUUUUCGUGCCAGUAACCCCUUUUCCCGAGGUUUCCCUGUUCCCUUUUUCGUCACCCAAGGUUCUCUUUUUUCUUUCUUCAACUCCAGCGAAUGGUAUCUGGAAUGCCCUAUCAACGUGUGGGGCCCAACGGCGAAGUGAAUAGCUUGCUAUUUAAAUAUAAGCUCGCCAAAGCACUCACCAUGGUGAGUUUGGUCGCUGUCUUUCUUAUGGCCUUGGGAUCCCUCGUUUAUCCUGAGCUGUCGUGGCGUGGUUCGUCCAAUGUUGCUGAGGAUCACCCCGUUGCAGAAGCUCCGGUGGAACCUGCCAGUUACGGCGGCGUGAAAAGCAAAGACAAGUGCCAGCUGCCAUCCAAGAUUAUGUUGCCAAUGAGUCCCGAUGGAACAUACAGCCCUCCUUCCCCCGACGAUUCGCUUCUCAAGGUUCUGGAAUAUGUAGCUCCCGACGAUUAUGACAAAUACUGCCAAAGCUGGGAUCCCGUCAGUGGAUUUACGGACGAAAUACCGUAUAAUAAAAACGGCGAAUGCGGUACGUGGCAAGCGAAAUAUCGAGCUUUGCACGAACGUCGAUUGGAACAGCUGGAACGGUUGAAAGCGGGUGACCUGGAAAGUUUCCAGCACGAAGAUAAGCCAAUGUUUAUCUCUUAUUACUGUAAAGAAGUGCCUAAAAAUAGCAACCGAGGCUGUGGUGGACUGGCGGAUCGAAUGAGCGGAAUGAUAUCUACGUUUUUCUACGGUCUUAUCACGGAUCGCGCCUACCUUGCCCACUGGGCCAACGGAAAUCCGAUCCCCUUGGAGUUAUUAUUUGAAAAGCCCAACAUUGACUGGAGCUUUGACCCGAUCGAGAUGCGACGAUUAUUCGAUCAGGAAGAUAGUGAAUUUUUCAGCUUCAAAGCGGUCGAUACGUUGAACCAGAAAUGGAAACAGCUCGGUGAAACGAUGUUUCCCAACGGUAGUCAUCAAGAUUUCAGGGAACUUUGGACAGAGAAGUAUCUUGAAGUGCGAUCCAACCGUGCAUAUAUCAUUCGUACCUACCAAGAAUCGGCUAUUUAUCCUGAUAUGAUGGCCAAAAUCGGUCUUAGUAAGGAAAACACUUUUGGUUGCCUUACGGACUUCCUUUUCCAGCCCACCAUCGGAUCGCGCCGCUUUUACAAUGCUUUCAAGGCAUUAUUUAAACUGGAUAGCGUGCUAACUAUUGGCAUGCAAAUCCGUACGGACGAUAACGCUAUUGCCAAUCCUCAACUCGAUCAGAACAAUCUCCAAAAGUGGGACUACUUUUUGACCUGCGCUAACCAGCUCGCCGAUGCGAAACGCCAAGCUCAUCACAAGCGCGUGGUUUACUUUUUGAUCACCGAUUCCACCAAACUGCGUGACGAAUUUGUAUCGAUGAAUGAAAACAGCAACCUGGCACAACGGUUUUUGCAAGGUCGAUCGCAGCAUACGAGUAUGGUCGUCACUGGAUUGCCCAUCGAUCACAUUGAACCCGACCAAGUAUCUAAAUACAUCAACGUGACAAACCCUGUCCAAGUCACGCAGGAGCGCAUGCUGCCCGGUGUCAACAGCGCUGUCAUUGAGAACUGGCUCUUGAGUGCAGCGGAUUAUCGCAUCAUUAGUCCUCAGGGCUACGGCAAAUUGGCGGCUUUCCAUUCCAACUCGGAUAACAGCACCAUUGCCUUGCCAAGAGUGACGUUGAAGGCUCGUGCACCCGAUUGCUCCAAGCCCAACGCGUUCGUGACUUAUGACUGGCUAAGCACCCAGUGGAGCUUGGGUUAAGCUCCUUGUAUCUAUUUCUGUUUUCCAACUUCUUUUUUCCCUUUCUAUUUAUUGUUUUUCUUUUUUGUUUAUCUGUUGUGAUUCGAUCAAAGACGCCGCCCCAGGGUGUCAACCUCUUAUGAAACGAUUGCAUCUUCAUUUUCCAUACAUUCAAUGACUGAAAGACUUACAUACCUGCGAUGGCCUCAACAUAAACAUACCAAAUAAAUAUCAAAUUUUUUUUUGAUCAAUAAGCACAUUAACAUGUGUUUGAUAGUAAGGAAGAAACAUCAAAAUUCGUACCAUUUGUCUCUCAGUGAUGCUCUU